CUCCUGCUCCACUUUACUUGCGCAUUCGGCUUCUCUAAACUUUUUCAGAUCAGAAGCUUGGGGACUUUUCACGGCGGCGAUUCAGUCGGAGAAGAUGAAGAUCUUCGUGAAGACUCUCAAGGGGACUCACUUCGAAAUCCAAGUCCAGCCUCAGGACUCGGUUGUUGAUGUGAAGAAGUCAAUAGAAACUUCUCAAGGUUUGACUGUGUAUCCCGCUGCACAACAGAUGCUAAUCCAUCAAGGGAAAGUACUUAAGGAUGACACAACAUUGGAAGAAAACAAAGUUUCGGAGAAUAGCUUUGUUGUGAUAAUGUUGACGAAGAGUAAGAGCUCAUCUAGUGAGGGUUCAAGUGCGUCAACUGCGGCUACGACUAAGGCCCCACAGCCCAGUACACCUUCACCUGCUCCAACUGUGACAUCCACGACACCUCAGGCUCCUGUCUUAACGCCGGCAUCAGUUACCACACCAGUUUCUGGCCCUUCGGCAGCAACAGAGCCGGCAUCAGUUACCACGCCAGUUUCUGUCCCUUCGGCGGCAACAGAUUUGGACUAUGGCCAAGCAGCAUCUGAUCUGGUAGCUGGAAACAAUUUGGAGGGAACAAUUCAGCACAUUCUGGACAUGGGUGGAGGAACCUGGGACAGAGAUACUGUUGUACGUGCUCUUCGUGCUGCGUUCAACAACCCAGCUAGAGCAAUUGAUUACUUGUAUUCAGGUAUCCCUGAGCAACCUGAAGCUCCAGCUGCAGCUCCUACUCGUGUGAGUGGUGAAGCUGCAAACGUUUCAGCUCCCCAAUCAGCACAACCAGCAUCUGUUCCUUCAACAGGACCUAAUGCCAACCCUUUAGACCUCUUCCCACAGGGUCUUCCGAACCUGGGUGCUGCUGCCGGCGCUGGUGCCGGCACAGGUGUAGGUGAUCUUGAUUUUCUGCGUGACAGCCCACAGUUCCAAGCAUUGCGAGCUAUGGUGCAGGCUAAUCCACAUAUACUGCAGCCUAUGCUUCAAGAGUUGGGAAAACAAAAUCCUCAGCUUGUAAGGUUAAUUCAACAACAUCAAGCUGACUUCCUUCGCCUGAUUAAUGAACCUGUAGAAGGUGGAGAAGGGGAUGUGUUGGGACAACUGGAUGCAGCAAUGCCACAAGCAAUAACUGUCACUCCCGAGGAGCGUGAAGCCAUAGAACGUCUUGAAGCGAUGGGCUUUGAUAGAGCACUUGUAUUGGAGGUGUUCGUUGCAUGCAACAGGAACGAAGAAUUGGCUGCAAACUACCUCUUAGAUCACAUGCACGAGUUUGAGGAUUGAUCAAAGGUAGAUCAGUGGUUCAACCCUCUCCAUCAGAAAAGGGGGAAAAGAAGAAUCUAAGAAUCCUUCAUCUUGUGGCUUCCUACCCUUUCUCUAAUUUUAUUGCAUAUUUUCACAUUUAGCUGUUUUUGAAGUUUGGAGCGUCGGUGAUAUGGAUUGUUUAUAGGAUUGUUUAUGGUCUAAAAUGAACACGUAGUCUCUCUACCUUGUC
Molecule: messenger RNA, 1508 nt
Organism: Fragaria vesca subsp. vesca
Lineage: Eukaryota; Viridiplantae; Streptophyta; Magnoliopsida; Rosales; Rosaceae
Product: putative DNA repair protein RAD23-3-like
Exons: 12
Coding region: 95-1297 (400 amino acids)
Biological process (GO): nucleotide-excision repair; proteasome-mediated ubiquitin-dependent protein catabolic process
Cellular component (GO): cytosol; nucleoplasm
Molecular function (GO): damaged DNA binding; polyubiquitin modification-dependent protein binding; proteasome binding
Source: RefSeq, a predicted model, not a curated record